CUUCAACUUUCUUUCAAGACAGUAAUUCCAAGUUCGAUUAUCAUCAUGGAGCUGAAGUUCAUCAUUUUGACUUUUGGAGUCGCAUUGCCCUUUCUGCCAUUCUGCCUUUCGGUAUCUGCGGACGGAGAGUCCUGUACAACCAAUGAAGAUUGCGAGGAUAGUUCAGUAUGUAUAGGAACUCCUAGCAAGUGUACAUACUUAUGUAACCCUGAAGAUGACAAGUGCAAGGGAAAAACAUGCAUAUGUAGUAACCACUUUCAAUCAUGUGAUCUUUCGAAGAAUUUUACAAAAGGUGAAGAUUGUGUCCUCCAUAAGGACUGUGCAGACAAUUUAGCUUGUAACAUGUUUACUUCUAAGUGCGUAAAUCUAUGUGAGGGCUAUACUGAUUGUAAAAGUGACGAAAAAUGCUUUGUUAUAAACCAUUAUUUAAAAUGUCACCCGAUCACUUCUUUCUGUCAAAACAACAACGACUGUGCAGAUUGCUUGAAGUGUUCAGGAAGCAUUUGUGUAAGUCCCUGCAAGGAUCACAAAUGCGCCACUGGUCAAAAAUGCGUCGCUGUUGAUCAUAAAGCUACUUGUGCACAAACUGAAGCUCCUGUUGUUUCUGUUACUACUAGUACUACUGAGCUUAAACCCUGUUCAUGUCCCUGGUACGAUCCUUUAUGCUGGCUCGGUCUUGCCCCAUGGACUUACUUCUGUUGA
Cotesia congregata is the source of this 702-nucleotide messenger RNA. The record is from the annotation of a GenBank genome assembly. NCBI's taxonomy places the organism in Eukaryota, Metazoa, Arthropoda, Insecta, Hymenoptera, Braconidae.